Coffea eugenioides is the source of this 1242-nucleotide messenger RNA. RefSeq lists its product as uncharacterized. The transcript is spliced from 8 exons. Lineage: Eukaryota; Viridiplantae; Streptophyta; Magnoliopsida; Gentianales; Rubiaceae. Gene Ontology annotation, molecular function: ATP binding; metalloendopeptidase activity; ATP-dependent peptidase activity. Bases 19 to 1032 code for a protein of 337 amino acids. The record is from RefSeq and is a predicted model, not a curated record. Gene Ontology annotation, biological process: proteolysis.
CGUAAAAUUCCUGAAUUGAUGAAUAUUUUGUCUAAAGAGAUUUGCGCGCCAGCUGGAACCCUAAGGGUAUGGGGGAGAUUGAGAAACAAAGAAGACGAGGCCAUACGACGUUGGAGAGGACUGAAGAGAGUGGAUAGAGAGCUGGAGAAGGGGAAUUUCAAGGCUGCGUUGUCUUUAGCAAAGCAGUUGCAGGGGAAGCCUGAUGGACUACGCGGCUUUGGCGCAGUCAAAUUGGUGCCAAAAAGAAUCUCAGUCGUGGAUGAACUAGAGCUGAAUGAUGCUGAUAAAAUGUCUCUUCACUCAUCUGUUGAUUCCAUUCUGCAUUUAGUCAAGUGCUGCAGGCAGUUUGCAUUGGAGGAAAAGGUAGGAGCAUUUUUAGGACAAGAUAGCCUGACUAAUGGUGACUGUUGUGGUUCUCUGUCAGAUGAUCGUGUAAUGUGCCUGCAGCAUGAAGCUGGCCAUUUUGUAGUUGGUUACUUGCUCGGGAUCUUACCUAAAAGAUAUAGAGUUCCAAGCAUGGAAGAAUUAGAAAAGGACAACUUAGCUGGAGGGAAAGUUGAGUUUCUUGGAUUUGAGUUUUUACAGGAAGUUUCUAAUACAACUCUGCCAGAAACAUACUUUACCAAUAGGAAGCAUAGUAGCAAGGAAUAUGCUGGCAUUGUCUCCUCAAAGACUUUAAACAGAUUUUUAUGCGUAAUUCUUGGAGGACUAGCAGCAGAGCUUCUCAUGUUUGGGUACUCAGAAUUACUUCACUCGGAUGUUGAUCAGUUGGACAGAGUAAUGAGCCGCUUAGGCUACAGCACAGACAUGGCAAAUUCACAGAUAAAGUGGGCUGCAAUUAACAUACUUUUGAUACUAAGACGGCAUCAUAAAGCUACAUCACGGGUGGCAGAAGCCAUGGCUUUGGGAAGGUCGAUUGGUUUCUGCAUUGAUGCAAUAGAGACUGACUUUGGUACAACAAACGGUGGUAGACAUUUUGGAUCUCAAGCCAAUACACAAGCAAAGUCGCCCUUCCUGACUAACAUCUAUUAAGAUGAAUAAAGUGCUUACUGAUCUGUAAAACAGAAGACUAGUAAACCCUACAGAAGCUCAACACAGUCGUGGAUUUCUUUAGGUAUGGCACUUGCACAUGGAUUGCUGAAAUUUAUAUUUCACAAGCUUAAUGACGACUACAAUAGCAAUUUUUGUACAAGCAUGCAGUAUGAGAUAUUCAAUACAGAUUUGAAGCAAAUUAUGUUUUCA